Molecule: messenger RNA, 3759 nt
Organism: Colletotrichum graminicola M1.001
Lineage: Eukaryota; Fungi; Ascomycota; Sordariomycetes; Glomerellales; Glomerellaceae
Exons: 2
Coding region: 1-3759 (1252 amino acids)
Source: RefSeq, a predicted model, not a curated record
AUGGCGCCGCACAACACGGGCCCACAAGGCUUGACAACCGGAACAGGCGGCGGCUACUUCACCGGAUCAUACGGCCAAACACUAAGCCCGCGUUACGAACCGGACGAGGGAAAAUAUGCGGACCCUGCCGAAACCCCGAUGGACGUUCGCCCGACUCCGGACAGCCACCGCAGACUCUUGAGCGACUCUUUUCUCCGCACCGAGAAGAGCGGCAGUAUUCGGGCAGAAAUCGCGAGAUGGCGUCCGAUUUGGCUCCGGCCCAUUGUCCUGCUGACCUUCCUCGCUCUAUUCGUUUUACUCGCCGUCGUUCUUCCCGUGAUGCUUUGGUACUCUCAGAACCAUAACGGACUCUUCCAGACUCGGGAGAGCCUUGUCUACCUGUGGCGCUUUGGUCCAACAGCAAUCCUGACCGUAGUAUUGUCUUUGUGGGCCAGGGUCGAGUUCCAAGUUAACCUACACAUGCCCUGGAUUGCUGAACGUCGUGCACGUGAACUCGGGAAGGAUGUAGACGUAUACGAUCUCGACUACACUGUCAUGAUAUCGCCCGUGGUCCUUUUCCAGUCGUUGAAAAGGGGGCAUUAUUUCGUCUUCCUGGCUGCCGUCGUAACCCUGGUCCUGAAGAUCCAGAUCGUUCUUGCGCCGUCUCUGUACAGCUUGGCCACCUUCAGAAUCACGGAAGAAGUUCAAGUCCAGCUCCUAGACUCGUUCAACACGACUGCCCCGCCGCAACAGUACACGGACGGCAGUGCGUAUUACAUGGCAAGAGCCCUAGACAACUUCGACAUGCGUUUCCCCUUCGGCGUCACCAAGGAUUUGUCGUAUCAGACCUUCAAGUUCGGCAACGGCACCGCUCGAGGUUCCACCGGCGCGCCGCUGACGGUCGACGUCGACGGUUACUUCUCCAAGAUGGAAUGCUUAAAGAUGGAGAGCUACACUGCCUCGGAGCCGACAGUCACCAACCUCAACUACUACACCUUCGACGUCGACCUCACGUUUCCUGGCUGCGAUGCGCGCGUGCCAGUCGCAAGCAACCGGAUCAUGCGGAACAAGAACAGGACGGAGCGCGGAGAAACCACCGGCAACUGGGUGGUCAACAUGACCGUCGGGAUGCCCUGCCCCAACCUGCCUCGGCAAAACAACCAGUCGCUGUACUACGCCGCCAUGUUCAGCCCUUCCGCCAAGAACUCCUCGCGGCCGGCUUUCCUCAACGUCGCCGCCGUUCUCUGCACAUCGACCGACUGGGUCUCAAAGGUUCGAGUGGUCGACGACGGCGUCAAUCCGAUGGCCACGGUCCUGGACAACCAAGUCAAGACACCGGUCAACUCCGAUCUCUGGACGAUGCUCAACUGGGCCAUGCCCGAAUCCGGCGGCCUCUGGGGCACUUCGGCCACCGGCAAUGUUGCAGGGCCGGUCGCCUCCCUCGCACGGUUCCGGGGCGAGUCGUUAGGGACCGGGCUGAACGUUUCGGAUCCCAAGCUGUACACCAACGAGAUGCUAGAACAUGCCGUCAUGGCCACAUCUCAGGCCUUGGGUCCUUUGCUGGGGCAUUAUCGUCUCCGGGCAGACAACGAGUCCCAACCGCUGACCACGGGCUUCACGAUCAAUACCAUUGACAGGCUGGUCGUCAACCAGUGGGUCUGCUGGUCAAUGGCGGCUCUUUUUGCUCUUCUUAGCGUCAUGGUCACUUUCGUUUUGCUACGGUACACCGCCCGAACCGCCAUCUGGCACAGGGAUCCGACGAGCAUCCUGGGCAACAUGAUCUUCUUCAAGGAACACCCGGACGUCUUGAGCCGCGCCGCUUACAGCACGCUUUCCACCGAGAACGGCUCGACGGAUUGGAGCCGUUCCGGCUUCACACCCAUGGUCUUGAGGGGCUGGGCAAGGGGUUUGUCCGCCAUUCUUACGCUCGCCGUGAUUGUCGGGCUCUUGUAUGCGCUCAAGGUUUCGGAAACCUCCGGCGGCCUCGCAACAGUGAGUGACGAAGGCUAUCUCCAUUUGCUGUGGACUUCGUGCCCGGCACUCGUCAUGCUCGGGAUCGCGGUGUAUGCCAGCUGUUGCGCGUUCGCCCACAAAGAGUUGGCGACCCUCUCUUGCCUCUCCUCACGCCCAUGCAGCGCAAGGGAACUGGACAUGUCGCUGCUAGAUAUGCUUGGCUUCCGGGCUCUCUAUCACUCGGUCAGACAACGGACAUGGGCAGUCACACUAUCACAGCUCCUGUCCAUCAUUUGCGCCUUCUUGACAACACUUGUGUCCGUCAUCUUCACGGUCGAGCAUAUCCCCGACUUCAAGACCGUCCAGCUCCGACAGGAAACCUGGUUCGGCUCGAGAGAUAUCGCAGGAGGACUGGACGACCUAUCCGUCUCCCGGGCUAAUCGACAGCUCAUCAGCAGCCUUGUCUCUCGUCAAGGCGAAGCCGCUCUGGCGUACCCCAGAAACACGUACGAUGACCUCGUAUUCCCCGUUCUCGGAGGUGUCGAGGGCGUUGCUGCUCCGGAGAACACAACGAUUACAGCCACGGUCCCAGCCGCGAAACUUCAUCCCGUCACUUGCUUCCAAGUCCCUACGGCUGACUACACCAUCGACAUCAACAACUGGACAGAGGAGACUACGUACUACAAGGCCGACAUUACCCAGUCCCUCAGCUGCCCAAACGGAUCUCGGGGGGAAAUAUUUGCCACGAUGGACAUGGGUUCCGCGACGCAUCGUCUCGGUCGCUCAUACGUCGCGGACAUCUUGCCGUCCCCACAGAAUCUCAUUAACCUAAACGGCGCUUGCAGACUGGGCCUAAAUGCAAGUGCUUACGAGUACGCGUCGUGGAGAUUCCUGACCUAUGCCUGGGGGGAAUACUCGAAGGAGAAGAACGACUUCAAACACUUUUCAAUGUGGAGAUGCAACUACACAUGGGUCGAGACAGCGACGGAGGUCCAUCUCACCGCCAAUCAAGGGAACUACAUACUGGACCCGGAAAGGCCUCCUCGGCCCAACUUGUCGACGACAAAACCGUGGAGCCCUCCAUUGGCUGUACCGCAUGUGGACAAUGAGUUCUCCGGUCGCGGAAUCUACUCCGCCUUCCCCAGCUUGACCCUCGCUAACUCCCUUGCCGGAUCGAUGGACGACCAGUUCAAGGCGUUGAUUGAGCCGUUCGGGCAGCUUCCGCUGGAAGCAAUAGGCGACCCGGUCCGAGACGACGAGAUCCUGCGGGGUCUGCAGCACAACUAUGGACUCGUCGCGGCCCAGCUCGCCAAUAUCGAAAACCGCUACAACCUGACCGAGAGCUCCAGGGACAGGCCGCCUCCGGCCGAUGGGCUCCCGGCGCUUGAAGCGACCGUGAAAGACAAUGGCCGACGCCGGCUGGUCCAGAACCCUCAAGUCACGUACGUAUUAGUCGGGGUGCUGGGCGUCGUGGCUCUCGCGAACGUCUGGGCGCUGGUCUCGGCCGCCUGCCGCCCCCUGGUGGGCGGGAGCUGGCUGUUCGACAUGGACGUUAAGGGCCUGGCCCCCGACGGGUUCCACAGCAUGGCGGCCAUGGGCGCACUGCUCCGGGGCUCGAACGCGCCGGACUACUUGCCUGAGAGCACCGAGCUGCUGUCUCCGGACGAGCUCCACGGCCAGAUAUCGUAUCUGAGAUUCCGAAUGGGAUGGUUCCGAAGGUCAACGGACCAAGAGAGGCUAUUUACCAUUGGUGUAGCGGGAACCAGCGACUUCCAGUACUUGGGUAGAAGGACGCCCGAGAUCGACAGUGGAGAAACCCAUGAAUGA